Molecule: messenger RNA, 1977 nt
Organism: Etheostoma cragini (Arkansas darter)
Lineage: Eukaryota; Metazoa; Chordata; Actinopteri; Perciformes; Percidae
Product: UDP-glucuronosyltransferase 2A2-like
Exons: 2
Coding region: 358-1935 (525 amino acids)
Molecular function (GO): UDP-glycosyltransferase activity
Source: RefSeq, a predicted model, not a curated record
GCUCCUUGUGGAGAGGGUUGUAAGCAGCUGGUCGGUGCUAAAAGGGAACUAUUUGUAGCUUUUGCCAGCUAAUGUUACUGAAUCAAGUCCCUUGUUGAAAAACUUGAUCAAUAGGAAAAUAGGUGCCUGGGACUUGGUACGGAGGGAUUUUAUGUUUAUUUUAUUAUUUUAGAAGCUAUUGAAUAUUUCUUUAAUGCAGAAUGAAUGAAGACAGUUCAGUGUUGUGAAAACACUGCACAGGGAGAUGGGGGUCAGAACAAUAAGCAUGCAGAGCUCUUGGCACCAAACAGCCCUUUAAUUUUCUGAGAGAGGCUCCAUGUGCUACAUCCACACUGCACCGUUUGAGAAGAUUUGAAGAUGUUUUUGUCAUUGGCUCCCAUCAUCUCUCUUUUUGCAAUAAUUAUUUUAGCUGUACACGGUGGGAAAGUUCUAGUAUUUCCACAUGACGGCAGCCACUGGGUGAACAUGAGGGUACUUGUUGAGGAGCUGCACUCAAGGGGACACACUGUGACUGUCAUUCGUGUUGCAGACAGCUGGUACAUCAGUGAAACGUCUCCACAUUACAAUACUGUCACAGUGGAUAUUGCUGGUGGUGGAAAUGAGGAUUUCUUUCGUCUCUUUGUCUCUAAAAGUAUUCAGAUUAAACGAAGCAAGGGGUCUGCGUGGGCCCGUUUUGCUUUGGACAUGGAGUUAAAAGACAACUUCUUUGAAUUACACAAGAAAGUCUGUGAAGUGGUCGUGUACUUAUUUGAAAACAAAGAGUUAAUGAAGUCCUUCCAAGACGCCAAGUAUGAUGCGGUUUUGACAGAUCCUGCUAACGGAGGAGGAGUGAUGCUGGCCCACUUUCUUGGAUUGCCGUUAGUGUUUAAUGCUCGAUGGACUGUUCAUGGUGAAGCCCAUUUUGCUAUUGCACCCUCUCCGCUUUCCUACGUCCCCUUUCCACCCUCAGAAUUAACAGAUCAAAUGACUUUCUUUGAGAGGGUCAAAAACCUUGUUUUUUACACCAUGAGGAUGCAACUAUACAAGCAGAUAGUUGGGCCCCAUUAUUCUGCAUUGUCCAGCCGUUACUUUGGUCCAGAUGUAGACUACUUCUACCUGUUUCAAGCAGCAGACCUUUGGCUCAUGAGAGUGGACUUUGUGUUUGAGUUUCCUCGUCCUACCAUGCCGAAUAUUAUCUAUAUAGGAGGGUUCCAGUGUAAACCAGCAAAACCUCUUCCUGAACACCUGGAGGAGUUUGUGCAGAGUUCAGGAGAGCACGGGGUCAUCAUCAUGUCUCUGGGGACUUUGAUUGGAGAGCUUCCCCAUGACCUAGCUGAUGAGAUGUCUACAGCUUUUGCUAAAUUACCCCAGAAAGUCAUCUGGAGAUAUAAAGGUGACAGACCAGCCACUCUGGGCAACAACACUUUACUAGUCGACUGGAUGCCACAAAAUGAUCUCCUAGGACAUCCACAUGUAAAACUAUUUGUAAGUCAUGGAGGAACAAAUGGAAUAUAUGAGGCUAUAUAUCAUGGCGUUCCAAUUGUAGGCAUUCCCUUUGUUUUCGAUCAAGCCGACAACCUCUCUAGACUGAGAGCAAAGGGUGUUGCAAAGGUUUUGGAUGUUUCUGAAUUGGAUAAGGAAAUAUUUCAGAAUGUCAUAGAGGAAGUCCUGAAUGAGCCCUCCUACAGAAUAAACAUGCAGAGACUCUCCAGGCUGCACAGAGAUCAGCCAAUGAAGCCGCUGGACCGCGCCCUCUUCUGGAUAGAGUUUGUCAUGAGACACAAAGGUGCAGCUCACCUGAAAGCAGAGGCCUACAGAAUGCCCUGGUACUCCUACCACUCUGUCGAUGUCGUACUAUUUUUACUUACAAUUGCAUUUCUUGUUUUGUUAUUUUUUGCUGUGUUGGUAUGGUCAUGCUUUAGAUUGUGUUUGAAAAGAAAAGUGAAAUCUGACUAACCAGGAAAAUCAUUUUCAUAUUGGUCAAUUAUGUAUUGUUUG